Messenger RNA from Cyprinodon tularosa, 2589 nucleotides. RefSeq names its product syntrophin, gamma 2 (gene sntg2). The record is from RefSeq and is a predicted model, not a curated record. The coding region runs from base 218 to 1699 and encodes 493 amino acids. The transcript has 15 exons. Gene Ontology annotation, molecular function: structural molecule activity; protein binding. Gene Ontology annotation, cellular component: dystrophin-associated glycoprotein complex; intracellular anatomical structure. Lineage: Eukaryota; Metazoa; Chordata; Actinopteri; Cyprinodontiformes; Cyprinodontidae.
CUCCUCCUCCUCCUGCUCGGCAGCAGAGGAGCCGCUGACAGGCGGAGCUGCAGCACCUCCUCCGCUCUCCUCCUCCAUCGGAUCUCCUCUCCGAGCCUCCGGCAUGCCGCGGCCGCCUGCCUGCGCUGCUCAGCGGGACCAGCCGCCUCGGUCGGUGGAUGAAUGAGUUGAGAAAGUCCGCUGGAAGUGAGCGGAGCCGGACAGCGGUGGAUGGGAGAUGAAUGUGACCGAGCGACCCGCCAGCCUCCCGGUUCCAACUUCGACCAAAUCUGGAAUUGCUUUGCUCUACAACCAGGAGAGCAGCAACACCUACGACGUCUGCCUCAAACUCACCAAAGACACGUUAACCAUUCAGAAGCUGGAUGUGGUCUGCACAAACGGAAGCCAAUCCCAAGUAAACCACAGAACUGUUGUACUGCGAAGACAGGCGACCGGCGGCCUGGGCUUAAGCAUCAAAGUUAAUGGCAUUAAUGUGGAGAACUGCACGCACCAGGAAGUAGUUCACCUCCUGCGGACCGCAGGUGAUGAGGUCACCAUCACCGUUCGCUACCUGAGAGAAGUCCCAUCCUUCCUGAAACUGCCUCUGGGUUCUCCUGGACUGGACCACAGUCGUGUUUCCUCUCCGCUGUUCGACAGCGGCUUACAUUUAAAUGGAAACGGAAGCAACACAGCUCCAUCUCUCCCCUCGCCCUCGGCUAACGAACCAAAGUAUGAGAAGCGCUGGCUGGACGCUGUCUGUUUGCCCUUGUUGAUGGCCAGAGUCUCCAGAUACAAAGCUGGCACCGAUAAAUUAAGGUCCAACUGUUUCGAGGUUUUUGCCCUGAAUGGAACCGUCACCAAUAUUCUUCAGUUUUGCACUGCGGCUGAAAGCAUUGACUGGCUCCAAGCAAUAUCUACAAACAUCAACGACUUGACGCAGGAGAACAUAAAAAUGUUGAACAGUUCCUGCUCUUCAGAGGACCAGAUUAUUCACAUGGGCUGGACAUGUGAAACUCCAGAGGGCAGCACCACAUGUCGGAGUUCAGUCUUCAGGUUCCUGGCACUGAGAGGACCAUAUUUCUAUAUCUUCAAAACUCCCCCGAUUGGCGCCACUGACUGGGGACAAGCCGAGACGACGUAUAACCUCUAUGAGGUUCUAUUUAAGGUUCAUAAGCUGUGGAUGGCGGAGGACUGCUGGCUGCAGGCCCGGCUCUACCUGGGCCUGGAACACUCUCCUGAGCAGCAGGACAGCAGUGAGUCGCUUUGCUUCAGCAUUCUGGUCGGCCACGGUCAGAGCCACACCUUCCGGGUGGAGCUGGCCACCGACCUGGCAAUCUGGGAGAAAUCCUUCCAAAGAGCCGUCUUCUUGGAGGUGCAGCGAGUGCGAUCCAACAGCUACAUGUGCAGCAGCCAGGGGACAGUUCUAAGCUUCACCAUAGAUUUUGGAUCAGGGUUCAGCUGCUCAGACGUCGCUUCAACGACGGUUCUGUGGAGAUACAAGUUCUCUCAACUCAAAGGCUCCUCUGACGAUGGGAAGACGAGAGUAAAGCUGCUUUUCAAGAACGCUGAGAGCAAUCAAAUAGAAAUGAAGGAGCUGGAGUUUGCCAACCUAACUGCAGUCCUCCACUGUAUUCACUCCUUUAUCGCUGCCAAAGUGGCCUCCAUGGACCCUCACUUCAUGUGCAGUCAAAGCUUCCCUGGACAAUAUGUGAACAGUUAAAGAAAGAUUCCUUCCUGUGAUUUACCUCCAGAUAUGUUUCUGUUCUUACUGCUAUUUUUCUAUAAACGUCUGUAAAGCAGAUCUCUGUGAAAGACUUUAAAGGUAGAUUACGCAGAGAUUCGUUCUUAUCCGAUUUCCAAAAUGAAGGCAAACAUUUAUCCUUCUUUCCUUUUUUUACUUUAAAUCGAAACAUGAGCCUGAGGAGCACUUCCUGUUACAGCUCAGGAAUAAGGAGAUAACGAUGCAGAAGGAGAGCAGCAAUAAGUUUGUCAUUCUUUAGCGACGGGUGUUAAUAAAGCUUUUAAAAGACUGAUGUUGGUUUUACAUUUAAAGUUCUACAGUUUGUCUCUAAUGUUUGUGAAAUCCAGGAUUACUGUGUAAUAAAGUAAAAACUGUUUCAGCACCUUUCUGCAUCAUUUCCCUUAAUUACUCUGUAUAAUUACCUAAAUAAAACAGUUUGAUACCAAGAAAUUAUCCAGUUUCCUGGUUAGUGUUUAGGCUGCAAUACACUCAGUAGUAUUAAACCUUUAGUUCCUAUUUUUAGGAUCAAUAAUUGACUCUGUUUGUUAGGGCCAGGUUAAGAGAUUUUUAAAAUUUUGUGAAUAAAGUCGUAAAAUUACCAAAAUGAAGUCAAGAGAAUGAAGUCAAACCACAACCUCUUUCAGAAAGAAAGCUUGGAGCUCCGCCCAGCAGAUGACGUCCGACCAGCUCCACCAAUCAGCAACCAGAGUCCACUUUGACAUCCUGCCCAGUUUGAUGCUGCUGCUAAAAGAUUUCCUGAUUUGUCAAACCGAUGCUAAAGUAGAACUUCACAUGAUGCUCCACAUUCCUCAUUCUAGGGAAGGAAGGGCUUCUUGGAAGAGUUGUCAUAAAAUACAACAUUACAACAU